AUGACCUCUCUCCACCCAGUGGCUCCAACCAGCCUGAACAUCAUCAGGGGCGCCGACAGCAGCGUCGUGCAGGGCACAGAGGGUCACAACCUGUACCUGCAGUGCCUCGUCAACGGUGCCAGACCCGCCCCCUCCAUAGCUUGGUACCGCAAUGGUCUCAUGUUGGAUGACAGCCUCCACACGGAGAGGGCUGACCACAUAUCCCCCGAGACGAAGAGAUGGAGCGUCAGAGUCGUCUCUUGGUGGUGCCAAGUGUCCAAGACGACGGUCAACAGUACACCUGUCGCGCCCUCCAUCCCACGUUCGCCAGGUCCCACAAGGCGCUGGUGGAUUCGGUCACCCUCUCGGUCUUACGUGAGUACCACAGCCCCUUCUGUCUCUGGUGGCACAAGAAAGCGGCAAUGGGAUUGUGUCUGGAUACUGCCACAUUCUGAAGGAGGGCGAACUCCUGUCCCUAUCCUGCCGAUCCACGGGCGGGAACCCACGCCACAACUCUCCUGGUACAGAGACGGGCGUUUACUGCAGCAGCACCCGAAUAUCACCCACUCGUCGAAGGCCGCCUCCGAAGACGGAGGAGAGGCGGAAGCCACCCUUCGGUGGGCGGUGACGGGAGAGACGACGGCGCCCGUUACGAAUGCAGAGCCCAGAACGAAGUCUCGCGCGGACUCCUGCUUGCGGAUGACGUCACGCUUAGCGUUCUCUGUGAGUAUAUAG
Molecule: messenger RNA, 714 nt
Organism: Macrobrachium nipponense
Lineage: Eukaryota; Metazoa; Arthropoda; Malacostraca; Decapoda; Palaemonidae
Exons: 3
Coding region: 1-714 (237 amino acids)
Source: RefSeq, a predicted model, not a curated record